Messenger RNA from Cavia porcellus (domestic guinea pig), 7464 nucleotides. It is a transcript of the gene Urb1, whose product is annotated as URB1 ribosome biogenesis homolog. The record is from RefSeq and is a predicted model, not a curated record. Gene Ontology annotation, biological process: maturation of 5.8S rRNA from tricistronic rRNA transcript (SSU-rRNA, 5.8S rRNA, LSU-rRNA); maturation of LSU-rRNA from tricistronic rRNA transcript (SSU-rRNA, 5.8S rRNA, LSU-rRNA). The transcript is spliced from 39 exons. Gene Ontology annotation, cellular component: nucleolus. The coding region runs from base 120 to 6926 and encodes 2268 amino acids. Lineage: Eukaryota; Metazoa; Chordata; Mammalia; Rodentia; Caviidae.
CCAGGCCCCGCCCCUUCCGCCUCACGCUUGCCGACCGGCGUGGGUCUGGUCCGGCGUGGGUCUGGGCUGGCCUGGUCCACGGAGGUGCGUGCUUUCAGUCGUAACCCCAGCGCCCGGCCAUGGGAGUCCGCAAGAGGAAGGCCUUGGCCGGUCAGGAUGGCGCCGUUUCCGGUACGGCCGCAGCCAAGAGGUUCCGCACGGAGGAGCUCACGGGCGUGCGGUUCAAGACUCAGCUGAGGGACCCGCAGGGGCCGGGGCCGGCCUUGGAAGCAUUUGUCUCUGCUGCCAAGAAACUGCCUCGAGAAGAUGUAUAUGAUGUUGUGGAAGGGUACAUAAAGAUUUCUGUUGAAUGUGCGGAAAUUUUCCAGCUCCUGAGUGGAGAGAAGCGGCCUGAAAGUGAAGUGCUAUUAAUCCUUCAAGUUUUUGAGGCCAUAUUAUUGCGGACAGCAAGUGAUCUCUCACAUUUUCAUGUCGUGGGCACCAAUAUCGUGAAAAAGCUGCUGAACAACCAUAUGAAGCUCAUCUGUGAGUCCCUGUAUGCCUCAGGUUACAGGAUAGCUCGAGCCUGCCUCAGCCUAAUGGCUGCCAUGGUUACCCAGGGACCUGAAGCUGCCAGGGACGUCUGCAGCCAUUUUGAUUUGAAUAAAAAGAACUUGUAUGCUCUGGCGACUAAGAGGGACUCAAAGGGAGUGCCUGACGUCCGGCUGGCCUACAUCCAGUUUGCCCUCUCCUUCUUAAUUGCUGGUGAUGAUAGCACUAUAGGACAAGUACUAGAGCUGAAAGAAUUUAUCCCUUGCAUUUUUAGCUCUGGCAUAAAGGAAGAUAGGAUUUCUACCAUCAACAUUUUGUUAUCUACACUAAAAACAAAGGUAGUUCACAAUAAAAAUAUCACAAAAACGCAGAAGGUUCGCUUCUUUACUGGGCAACUCCUGGUCCACAUAGCAUCUCUCUACAGCUGGAAUGGGAUUGCUGAUGUGACCCCAGAAAAUACAGAGAGUGCCAAGGUGUCUGCUGAAGAAGCAGGGAAAGCCAUGGUGAGGGAGCUCGUUCAUAACUUCCUGACUGAUCUUUGUUGUUCGUUCAAGCAUGGGAUUAAUUUUUAUGAUGCGUCUUUGGGUACUUUUGGCAGAGGAGGCAACCUGACACUCUUGCACUUCUUGUUGGGUUUGAAAACCGCAGCUAAUGAUGAGCUGGUGGCUGAACUGGUGGUGAAUAUCCUAAAAGUGUGCCCAGACCUGCUGAGCAAGUACUUCAAGGAAGUGACGUUUUCCUUUCUUCCAAGAGUGAAGUCCGCUUGGUUAAACAAUAUCAAACUCCUUACCAAGAUCUAUGAGGCCCAACCAGAGAUUUCCCAGGCAUUUCAGACCAAAGAAUUUAUCCCUUUGCCACGACUCCUGGCGAUGGUGAUGGUGACCACGGUGCCCCUGGUGUGCAAUAAGAUCAUGUUCACUCAAGCAUUAAAUCUGGACAGCACGUCGGUGAGACACACAGCUCUGUCCCUCAUUUCCUUCAUUUUGAAGAGAGCAUUGAAAACUGUUGACCACUGCUUAAAUAAAGAAUCCUGGCAAGAAUCAGGCGUGUACACAGCGUCGGUGAUGGAAGAAUUUGUGCAGCUCUUCCGAGAGGCACUGAGCAAGGUUUUGCCAGAUCUGAAUACUGUUGUGUGGGUCUGGCAGUCACUUAAAAAGCAAGAGAUGAAAGAAGAUGAUGAGAAAGGAAAGAAGAGAGGUGACGGGACUCCAGCUGCCUGCAGGGCUCUCCAGUGUGAUGAUGCAGAAACUAUUCUUCUGAGAGCCGUUUUGCUCCAGGUCAUAUGCCUCUACCAGAAAGCAGUCCCCCAUGUGGUCAUGCAGUACAACUUUGACUUCAGCAAGCUCCUGAAAGGCAUCAUCUCUGAGCAGAGCCUUGGCCAGGAGGCCCCUCCCAUCCUGCAGCACCACAUGCUGAAGGUGGCCCUGGAGCUGCCUGCCAACAAGUUCUUGUGGUUGAAGGCACAGGAAGGCCCAGAUGCAGAAAUUAUUGGAGGAGAAAGAUCUGUGUUCUACUUACUGAUGAAAAUGUUUGUGACCAGUAGCCAUUUACAGCUCAAGUCGUCCACCAAACUUCUGAUCAUGAAGAUUCUGCGGGACACGGGUGUGUUUGAGUAUACCUGGAAGGAACUGGAGCUCUGGUUGGAGCACCUGGAUAACACUUCAGAAGGCAGCAGAGAGACGGUGAUUCAGUUCCUGGAACGUGUUUUACUGACACUGGUGGCGAAUCCCUAUACGUACACAGACAAGGCAUCUGACUUUGUCCAAGAAGCCAGCACUCUGCAGGCCACCAUGAGCAGGCAAGACACGGAUGACACCAGCAUUCCCAUCUCUCACAUCGACGAUGUGCUGGACAUGGUGGACGUCCUGGUGGAGGGGAGCGAAGGCCUGGACGAGGAGAUUGGGUUCCUGCUGAAUGAAGAUAUGAUCCUGCUCACGUUCCCAUUCAGUGCUGUGGUCCCUGCAGCCCUGGAAGCCAGGAACAAGUUGCUCCUUGGGACAGAGAAUGAAGCAGGGGAAAGCAUCGUGGUCUACCUGACAGCAGUGCUGACCGACCUCCUCCACACCCAGAGGGACCCCUUGGCUCUGUGUCUUCUGCUCCAGGCUUACGACAAGUUUGAGCCUCCUGGCCCGCCUUGCUCCUGGCAGCUGUCUCGGUUUAACAGCUACUACAGCCUCUGGAUCCCGGAGCAAGCCCGAGAGGCCUGGCCACUGCAGGCAUCCAGCAACUGUACAUCCCAUGUACCCGCCUUGGCCUCCUGCUUCUCCGCUGUGCUGCAGACAGCAUAUGAGAGCCAGACGCUCAGAGACAAGCACAUUCAAGAGCAGCUGCAGGCUGCAGUCCAGUGUCUCACCCUGCGCCAAGCCCUGUGUGCCACCAAGCAGGUGCUACUCUACCUCAGGAGCACCGUGGAGAACUUCCGCCAGCUGGGCAGAAAUGCAGGGCCUCCCCUCCUGCAUCUCUUCCUGAAUCUCCUCAGACACUUGGUUGUCCACUGUGAGCAGCUGGAUACCCAGAAUCAGCAGAAGUGCAAGGCUGCCCAUGCUGAAUCUGAACUCUUUUUAGACAUGAAGUCUGUUGCCUCGCUGGAGUUGGCCAAUGACCAGACGCUGGAGGAGGUGCUGGUGGCCAUCCUGAGACACCCAACGCUGGAAGGCUGGUUUCUGGCCCUGGAACAACAAGCCCUGCCCCCACAUACGCUCAGCCCCGUUCUUGUGAAGCUCUUGGCUGCUCAGUUCAGUGCAGGCGUCCUUCAGCUGCUGGUGGCCUGCGCCCCCAUCCUCCGAAAUAUGGGGCAGCUGGGCCUUCUGGCCAGGUACUUGGAGGCCAUCACGCAGAGUGUGUUGAGGGAGCUGCGAGCCAGAAGCACAGGCCGAGCUGCUUCUCCAGCCAAGAGCCUGCUACAGCUGGAGGCCCUGCGGGAGCUACACCCAUACAUGGAAGGUGCCCAGCUCCGAGAGCUCACGCUGGCUCUGCUGGCCCUGCCGGAGGCCCACCUGCAGACUCAGCCAUCCGCUGAGGCCCCUGAGAGAGAGAGACAGUUAAGCAUCCUUGGGAAGACCCUGGUGCAGCUGCUGGCCUGCAGCCCCCAGGACCGGCUACAGAGUGGCGAGCUUCUCUGGUCCUCCGAGUAUGUGCGUGGCCUGGGCACUCUGCUCCCCAUGUUGGCUGUGGAUGAACUGGACACGGUGUUCCUCCACACCCUGCAGAGAGACCCCGUGCUGGCCCCCGUGGUUGCGGCUGAUCUGCUCGACUACUGCCUGGCCUGGCAGACGCCGGCAGCCGUGGGCAUCGCCACCCUGCUCCUCCAGCAGAGUUGUACUCACGUGCUAUGGUUUGAGCAGUGGUGCAGCCGGGCUGGUGCAGGGCACAGGCUGCAGAAGGAGCUGGACAACUUCCUGCCCCUCAUCCACGUGUACCUCCAGCACAGGCCACAGUGGCACUUCUCAUGUCCGGCAGGAGCAUCCUCCACUGUCAUUCCUGUCCUGAGGAAGGCCCUGUGGAAACAGCUCCAAGACAGGCUCCUCAGUCCUGAUGGACCCCCAGAGUCAGGCCUGAUUCAGGAAGUUCUGGCCCAGCUAGUCCCAUUUGCCAGGGCCAAAGACCUCCGUGCACUCAUGGACCGUUUGCCCAGCUUGCUUCAGGCUCCAGGCAGUCACAAGAGUUGGAUUGUGGCAGACUCUGUCUCAGCAGCCCUGGAGCAGUCAGCAGAAAUGCUGGGCACCUGGAGGAAGACCCUCCUGCAGUCCUGUGUGCAGUGGCUGAUUGUGUCCUUCAGUGGCAGCCAGCCAGGCAGUGGCAGCACCCAGGACCUAGAGAAGCAGAUGCUGCUCAGGCUACUUGAGUUGUUGCGUGCACUUAAAGACAUUGAUCCUGGUGAUUGGCAGAAAUUCAUGAAGACUGGACUCAAGUCUCGGUAUCAGAACCACAUCUUUCUAGAAACCCUGCAUGCUGCUGUGCAGCUCCUAUAUGGCCCAGAGAGCUCCGUGCACCCCAGGCUUGUGCAGCUGCGCACCAUCCACAUGAUGCUCACUCAGCACUCCCUGUUCCUGCCCAGCCUGCUGACAGCUGAGGGAGAGGAGACCCCAGACAGUGACGUCAAAGAAGCCCUGGUGGACCUGAUGGCGAUGGUGGUGAGGAUGUGCCCCUCUGUCUGCGAGAGCAGCCACUUCGCAGUGCUGCUUGGGGCCUAUGGCGCCACCCUCAGCACCCUGGACCAGAAGAUCUUACUUCUCCUCCAGGCGUAUGAACAGAACAAGCUGAGCCUCAUCAACUUCCGGGUGCUGCUGUGGGGCCCGGCGGCCGUGGAGCAUCACAAGACGUGCCGGAGCCUCGGCAAGUCCCUGUGGCAGCAGCCGAGUGUCGCCGACAUCCUCUGCCUGCUGGACCGAGACCGCAUGCUACAGACCAUUCUGCACUUCCCCCAGAACCGCAGGCUGCUGCCCUCCGAGGAGGCGAUGUUUAAAGACAAGAGCAUGAGAGUGGAUCCCAGAGGCCUGUAUGACCCCUGCUUUCUCCUUCCUCUCUUUGUGGAACUGACCAGGCCAGAAUGUGUGGUGGACUGUCGAAAGUUCUUGGAUUCUAAUGCUCUGGGCCUUACUGUUGCGGCCCUCAGCAGCUACGACCCCCAGAUGCGAGCGGCAGCCUACUCUGUCCUGGCAGCCUUCUACUCACACCUGGAGGGGGCUCGUUUCCGGGAGCAGUCCCAGCUGCUUUACUUGUUGGAUGUCGUCCGGAACGGCAUUCAGACUCCAAACCUGAGACUUCCUUUCACCCUGGCCCUCUUCAUCGCCAAGGCGGCCCUGCAGAUUCUGAAACCAGAGGAGCACAUGUACUGGAAGAUCAGCAAGUUCCUGCUGUCACACGAUUACCUGAACAUGGACAAGGUGCCGGGCUUCUACCAGUUCUUCUACAGCUCUGACUUUGAGCACAAAACCGAGCAGGAAUGGGUGCUUGGAAUUCUGCGGCAGGGCAUUCGAGAUAAGCAAUGCUACGAGCUGUGUGCCAGGCGGGGCGUCUUCCACAUCAUCCUGUCCUUCUUCAGCAGCCCACUGUGUGACGAAGUGGCACAGAUUUGGAUUCUGGAAAUUCUACAGAACAUAGCCCAAGUUGCCAGGUCUGCCUACGAAAUCCUCCGGGACUAUAGUCUCCUGACGUGGAUUCUGCACAUCCUGGAGGGCAGGUUUCUGGAGACUCAGCUGCUGUCUAAUGUGAUCUCCUUGCUGCACACACUGUGGGUGACGAAUCUGGGAGACAAAGGCUUGGAGGGGGAGAGCCAGCGGCCUCACCAGCCUGGCUCCCAGGAGCCCCGCAAGCUGCUUGCCCUGCACCUUGUCAACGAGUUCCUUUACGUCCUCAUGGCGCUCGCAAAGCACCUGAGGCCCACCCUGGCCUCUACCCAGCUAAGCACCUUCUUUGAGACACUUGACUCUGUGCUGCGGUACCGGGCCACCGUCCUGCAGGCCUUCAGGGACAUGGGCCGAUUCACUGUGAAUGAGACGAUGCUUUCCACCAAAGAUGUCCUGGUCCUCCUUCACAAGUGGAGCCUCAUUGAGAGAGACGUGAAGCUUCAGGAGGCCCUGAGGGCCACUGUGGAGAGGUGCGGGGUCAGGGAGCUAACAAAAAUGCUCAAGGAUAAGAACAGGCCUGUUGUGCCGAUCCGAGGCAGGGGCCCUCAAGGCCGGAAAAGGAGGCCUGGGGAGGCCGAGGAGUCGGCCCAGCCUGAGAUGGCGGCGUCGAGUGUGGAGACAUGCAGGGCCCUGCUGAGGUCCAUCCUGACCCACUGGGGACCGGUGGACUCCGGCCCCGAGCCCUCCCAGGACCAGGCCACUCAUGAGAGCCAAGUCGAAAGCCCCAUGCAUGCUGCCGCCUCCCUGGUGGCUGGCUGGGUUCUGUGCUCUGUGGCCGAGUGCCCGCUCAGCAGAGCAGAGACUGCAGGACUCCUGGGUUGGCUCAAGAGCCACAUUUUACCCCACCCGGGGGUGGUGGCUGAUCUUCUUGGGGAUGCGGCAGUGAAGAGGAGCCUGUUUCAACUGUACAGCUGCCUCUGCAGUGCCAAAGGGCUGGCAGGAUCCAUGCAGGAUGUGGCCAUUCUGUUCAACACAGUCAUGCUGCAGCUGCUGGCGGCCCAGGGCCACAUGAGGAGUCCCUUCCACCUGGCAGUGGAGGCCCUGUGCACGUCCUCUGUGCAAGAAGAAGACAGCAACGCACGAGCCUCCGCGGCGCUCCUGGUGUCACUGUACAUCAAGGACAUGUGGCUGGGCGCCCAGCGGCCAGAUACCCUCCUAGCACACGUCCGAAUGGUCUGCGAGGCUGCGGAGGACUCCCUGGAUAGGGAAGAGGAGGCCAUCGUCUCGAUGUGCAGGGACCUCACUGCUGUGGCCUCAGACACCUGACCCCUGCAGAGCGCUCCCAGGCGCUAGAAGUCUGGUGCCAGGAAGGCAGACAAGUUCUGGCUGUUGGCUCAGCUCCCCGAUUGGAAGAAUCAAAAGGCCUUUAUUAAGCAGUGAAUAAGGUGUGUCCAAGUGCUGAGGCUGCAGGGACAGGGUGCCCUGCCACACCCCUCCAGGAGUCCCAUGCUGCUUUGCAACUGCAGAUGCACACCGUGAAUGUUCAAGCUACAGUGUCAAAAAACUUGUCAUGUUUUUGGUGAGAACCAAGAGAGGUAUUUUAGCUGGGCGUGGUGGCACCUGCCUAAUCCCAGUACUUGGAGGCUAAGGCAGGAGGAUCAACUUCAAGUUCAAGGCCAGCCUAGACUAUGUGAUAAGACCCUGUCUCACAGAGACAGGAAUUUAAAAUUUUUUCCUCUGUAAGGAAUUGUAACAAAAUUUUGUGUGACUGAAAGCAUAAAGUUUACAGACUUAUUUCUUCAGUUUCAAAGAAGGGAUUUUGAGUUUUAUAAUCUCUUGAUAAUAAAUGUGUAUUUUUGUAAGA